AUGCCCGAGAAAGGGGACAAGCCGUUGCAAGGCCAGCCCUUGGAUUCCAGUGUCGGCGAGGCGGUGGAUCAGUUUCAGAACCUUCUGUGGUCUCGAAAAGCCUUUGUGGAGAGCGUGAAAGUCUACAACCAGAGCUACAUCUACAUGCCUGCCUUCUCCAUGAAAGGGGGAACGGAGCCGUCGCUCCGGGUUUAUUACACCCUAGCAGACAUUGGUGCGAAGCAGACGGUGAUCUUCGCUAACCCGAAUUUUCUACGGGACACUGGAAAGUUCUGGAAGAGCAAAGGGAUUCACGCCAAGCGGCUGUCGACGGGCCUCUUCUUGGUCAGUGCGGCCCUGGGUUUGUGUGAAGAAGUAACGAUUUACGGCUUCUGGCCUUUUUCGAUGGACCUGCAUGGAAAAUUUAUCAGUCAUCACUACUACGAUAAUGUCCUGCCAGAUUCGGGAUUCCACGCGAUGCCAGAGGAAUUCUUACAACUUUGGUUUCUUCACAAAAAUGGAGUGUUGCGAAUGCAGCUGGAACGGUGUGAGGACCCUGUAUCUCACUCUGCCGCCUGAGAACCUCAGGGACGUUCUGAGGAAAAUGCUUGCUCCACGUUCUAGAAAAAAAUAUUGCCUGAACAAGGGGG
Molecule: messenger RNA, 629 nt
Organism: Gekko japonicus
Lineage: Eukaryota; Metazoa; Chordata; Lepidosauria; Squamata; Gekkonidae
Product: alpha-N-acetylneuraminide alpha-2,8-sialyltransferase-like
Exons: 3
Coding region: 1-558 (185 amino acids)
Biological process (GO): N-glycan processing; oligosaccharide metabolic process
Molecular function (GO): alpha-N-acetylneuraminate alpha-2,8-sialyltransferase activity
Source: RefSeq, a predicted model, not a curated record